AUGCGCUGCUGUUUAAAAUUCAAAAACAUAAGAUACAAAAACAUAGCUAGUAUUAUAUUACACAACAACGGUCUCAAGGAAUUGAAAAAAUUUAAUUAUGUUGCAGAACUUUGUCAAUACAAAACAAAAUGUUACCAAUGUCAAAAGGUAAUACAGCGAGUUCGUGAUCUGCUAGACAAUAUAGAUAUUAUAAGAAAAAAUGAAGUUUUGGCUAUAUGCGACCAUUGUAAGCGAUCUAAUGUAAAAUUGAAGUGUAAGCGAUGUGAAUACAUGUUGGAGAGAUUUAUAUCAUGUAGAGUACAGCAAACUGAAAGUCUCAGAGAUGAAUACGCAGCUUGGUGGCAAACUGUGAAAAAUAUUCUAAUGACAAUUAUUGAUGUACAAAACACUUGUCCACAUAGGGUUUGCUUUGUUCGAGAUUCAGAUCCGGAACUUAGGAAACUUAUCAAUUUACUGAAAAUGCCAUCGCCAACGAUCCACCCUCGCGUAGAUACGUUUCCUUCCAGGAAGAUUGUACUGCCACUUUCUGUGGAUAACGAAACGAAAAAUGUUUUAUUAGAAAUAAUAAAUGAAAUAAGCUUAGAAAAAGUGUCAAAAGAAGACUCUGCAUCCGUUUUAAGUACAUGUAUGUGUAGAUAUUUUAACGAACGAAAAAAUGAACGCAUGCAUCCUAAAGUUUCCCUGGAGCUACCAGUUAUUAAAGACAAAGAGAUCGAAAGUUCAGAACUGAAUGAUGCAUUGAAGCUAGGAAUUACAGGAAUGUUAGAUGGUGACGGAGAUUAUCUCUCAAAACAAAAGGCCCUAAAAGAUUCUAAAAUGGUUUCAGAUCGUAGAAAAAAUAAAAGUUCAUUUAAAAAAAGCGGUAAAGAUGAUGAAUUGAAUGAAGAUGAAAAAACAAAUACCAAAACGUCACCGGAAAAAACAAAAGGAAGAAAAUAUAAACUUGAUCCAGAAUAUGAACUUAUGUUGCAAUUAAUAAAAAUCCACAAAGAAGAAGGAAAAUUAAAGGCAGGAAGAACUAAAUCUACUCUACGUAUUUUGAAAAAUAUGCCGAAGAUUGAUCCUCUUCCUGAAUUGCCAGUUCGUCCACCUAAACCUCGGAGAUCUGACGCACAUUUGAUAACCGCAGGAAGUACUUUAGUGUGUACGCCUCAUGAUAGUCUACCGCGUGUUAUGAUACGUGGAACACGGAUGGUAUCUCGAGAUCAGCGCAUGAAAACAAAAGACCCUAUUACACUGGAACCUAUCCUCUUUAAAAAUCAAAUUCAAUGCGUUACACCAGUUGAAUCAUCAUCCGAAACUUCAAAAACCUCAUCUUCAUCCGAAAGUUUAAUGGAAGAGAUGCCUAAAAGUCGUUUAAUGGGUAAGGGAAUAACAAAAUACGCACUUUCAAAGAAAGAAUUUAUUGAUAAAGGAUGGACUAUGUUGCCAACCACGAAAAUUAUGAGAAGGAUGAAUAUAUAUAAAAUGGAGCCAGCAAAUCCUCACUUCGAUUGGUUUAAGAGUCAUGCACAUAAAAGAGCUAUGUUCUAUGAUACGAGGGAGAUUUUAGCAGAAAUAAAUGAAAAUGGCUGCGGUGGUAAAUGGUUUUAUAAAAAUGGUUCUGUUGCACUCCAUUAUUGUAAUAGCCAAGGUCGUAGUGAUAAGUAUAGGUAUAUUAUAUAUGACUUAAACGAAGAUGACUAUGUCGACGUAAAGAAUACAAGAAGGCCAUUGACUAUUUUGGCUUGUUUUGACUAUUUAGGAAACGGUGUUGUUUAUGAUCAGUCCGGAAACGCCAGGAUAAAAUACAAUCAAUCAGAGGGAAUUAUUAUUGAUAAUAAAAUUGGCGCUCCAAGUAAAUGGAAAUGGCAUUCGCUAAACGAUCCCCCUGUUUUACAAAAUGUUUACAUGGAUAAUAAAGUAACAGAUGAUUCACUUUUACAAAACUUCAUUAUACCUGAUGAUUUAAUGAUUUUUAAUAAUGACAAUACCUCUAAAGAAGUCGAUGAAGACAUGUUAGCGAUUGAAUUUGAAAACUUCGUUAGAGGCAAAGCUCAGAAAAUAAUGCAAAAAAUGACAUCAUAUAAAAUACGAAUGAAGGCUGUAAAAAUUAAUGAUUUUUUUUCUUUGAGGAUCAUAGAUCAAGAGAAUAUUUAUAUUAUUUUUAGAAAUGGGCAUAUACAUUUUAAGUUGAAUAUAGGCAUGCACUUGAAGAGCAAUGAAAUAAUUGAUACUAUAACAGUUGAUGUUGCUGAAGUUUCUACGCCAUAUGAUUUUGUACCAGAAACAAAAAGCCUUUCCGAUAUUCAUGAAGUACUCCGCUGCAUGCAAAACUUUAGUAAAUCAAGACACAGAUAA
Messenger RNA from Pieris macdunnoughi, 2340 nucleotides. NCBI's taxonomy places the organism in Eukaryota, Metazoa, Arthropoda, Insecta, Lepidoptera, Pieridae. The record is from the annotation of a GenBank genome assembly.